UUCACAGUGAAAGAGGAAAUUCCAGCUCGACACUGAAGUCUGACAACACUUCAAAAAGUGCACUUCCUCAUAUAAGUGCUUUAUAGCGGUCACACCAAUGCCUGCAUGCUGUUGGAAAGAAGAAUGUAAUCCGUUUCUUUAGCGAAGAAUAAACUCAAGCGUAUGACAUUACGUUACAUUGGAUCCACGUGAUCAAUACUUUGUUUAAGUGGCUCAGACAUGGAAACAACAUCACAGUACACACAGGAGCUCACAGGGCAGCCGCCAUCCCGAAACUGGAGAAGGAGCCUCAGCUUUUCAUCUUUACGCAUUAAAAAAAGCAACACCAAUAUUGAAGAGGAUGGAUUUACUCGGCACAGAAGCGCAUGGUCCUUUUCAUCAGCUAGAGAGCUUUCAAGACGGGGUACCAUCCCAGUUGACGAUGGGGGUGGACGACCAAAAGCACUCAAGAGGCUAAGUGCCAUGUGGUCUUCUUUCCGCAAGGGCAAAAGAGAUAGAGUGAAAGACCAAGAUCCUCCAGAGCCAUUGGGCCUGAUAGGGGAAGACAAAGCAACUAGGCAGCGACGUUUUGUCAGUGGUCAGUACUUUUUUGAGUACCUGGUGGUGGUCAGCCUAAAGAAAAACAAGGAUGGCAACAGCUACGAACCUCAGAUCACCUAUCAGUUCCCUAAGAGGGAUGGGAUGGCCAAACAUCAAAAGGAAGAAGAGGAGCGGACACUAAAAGCAAUCACGCUCUUCUGCUUCCCAGAGGGUAUCAAAUGGGCCCCUUUGACAGAAUAUCACAGUGAGACCUUUUCGUUUGUGUUAACGGAGAUUGACGGGAGCCGAAGAAAUGGAUACUGCAGGCGUCUACUGCCUGGUGGGAAGGGGGCGCGUCCGCCUGAGGCGUACUGUAUCAUCAGCAGCUUGGCUUGUUUUGGCCUGUUUUCCAAGAUUUUUGAUGAAGUUGAGAAGAGGCGGCAGAUUUCCAUGGCUAUGAUUUACCCAUUCAUGCAGAAAUUGCGGGAGGCUCCAUUCCCAGCUCCAGGAAACACUGUGGAGAUUAAAAGCUUCAUUCCUGAGUCGGGCACUGAGAUUAUCCGACUGACGCGGCCGCUGGACUCCUGGCUGGAACAUGUCAACUUUGAAGUGCUGUUCAGCUGCCUCACAAAUGAGGAGGUGCUACUAGUGUUUGCGGCUGCUGUCCUUGAGAGACGGAUCAUCUUCAUCGCUGAUGAGUUGGGCACUUUAUCGCAGGUCAUUCAUGCAGUAGCAGCCCUUCUUUAUCCUUUUACCUGGCAGCACACCUUUAUCUCCAUAGUUCCAGAGAUCCUAAUUGAUGUCGUGAUGGCACCCACCCCAUACCUGUUGGGAGUACAGAAACGCCUGCUUGACCUGGUUACCGACCAAAGCGAUCUACUGAUAGUGGAUUUAUCAGAGAACAAAAAGGAAACCUUCAUUGUUUCUAUCGGUGAUGAAGGCUCUAUUCUUCCCCCAAAACUGCAAAGUGAAAUCCGAGAGGCACUCAGUCAGAGAAAGAAAGCUUCAUCGACAGAAGAUCUGAACCAUUUGGUGUCGGAGGCCUUCCUACUGUUCUUUGUGAAAACAGUUGGUCAUUAUAUGUCCUAUGUGAAAUGCAGUCAGGCUGGAGAGCAGAGGGCGUUUGAGAAACGAAGCUUCUACAAGGCCAUCGAGUCAAAAACAACACGACACUUUGUCAAGAAGUUUAUCCAGACUCAGAUGUUUGAUCUGUUCAUCCAGGAGGUGGAGCAACAGCAGACUGGACCACAGCAGGGAAUAUUUCACAAAAAGAUUGUGGAAUACCAGGAUAAGAAGAAAAAGGAAAAGACCAAGAAACACUAGUUCUCACAUAGACUGUAUAUAAUUGAGUACGUAGAUAAUGAAUGUUGCACUGUUUUUAUUUGUCAUUUUCUGUUAAAUACUUAUCUGCAAAGUGACAUACUAUAUUGCUGCUACUUUGUCAAAACACUGGUUUACAGUCUAUUGCUGGUGAGCUGGAAAUAAUUUCAAUCAAAUAAAGACUUUUUUUUUUUCUUUU
Molecule: messenger RNA, 2038 nt
Organism: Phycodurus eques (leafy seadragon)
Lineage: Eukaryota; Metazoa; Chordata; Actinopteri; Syngnathiformes; Syngnathidae
Gene: dennd2da
Product: DENN/MADD domain containing 2Da
Exons: 15
Coding region: 220-1842 (540 amino acids)
Cellular component (GO): nucleoplasm; cytosol
Source: RefSeq, a predicted model, not a curated record